GUUUCUAACGUUUUCAGGAUUGAACUAUACUCUUGAGUCUUGACAAUGACAUCAUCAUCUGUUUCUGUCUACUUGGGAGAUGAAUAUCUCACACAAGAAACAAAAGAUCUGCUUUCUUCUCUUCCAAGCGAGAAAGGUUGGUUGGUGAGCAAAAUGUAUCAAUACGAAGGAAGUUGGUACACAAAAGGUCUGAUACAAGGAGUCUUGAACUGCCAGAGAAACUUUGAAGCCAAAGAUUCCGACAUAAUCCUCGCCACCACUCCUAAAUCAGGUACCACUUGGUUAAAAGCUCUUCUCUUUGCUCUCAUUCACCGAAACAAGUUCCUAGUUUCUUGCAAGCAUCCUCUUCUAGUUGGCAACCCGCACUCCCUUGUGCCCUACUUGGAAGCAGCUUACCGCGUAUCUCCUGACGUUAGUUUCUCCGAGUUGCCUUCUCCAAGACUCAUGCAGACGCACUUAACGUAUCAUUCUCUGCCUGUUUCCAUCAAGAGCUCGUCUUGUAAGAUUGUUUAUUGUUGUAGAAACCCUAAGGACAUGUUUGUAUCCUUAUGGCAUUUCGGGAGGAAACUUUCUCCUGAAGAAACCGCGGAGUAUCCGAUUGAAAAAGUGGUUGAAGCGUUUUGUGAAGGUAAGUUUGUAGGUGGACCCUUUUGGGAUCAGGUCUUGGAGUAUUGGUAUGAAAGCCGCAAGAAUCCGAACAAGGUCUUGUUUGUUACAUACGAGGAUCUCAAGAAGCAGACUGAAGUUGAGGUUAAGCGGAUAGCUGAGUUCAUUGGAUGUGGUUUUAGUGCUGAUGAAGAAGUGAGUGAGAUCGUGAAGUUGUGUAGUUUUGAGAGUUUGAGUAAACUUGAAGUUAAUAGACAAGGGAAGUUGCCAAAUGGAGUAGAGUCUAACUCUUACUUUAGAAAGGGAGAGAUUGGAGGUUGGAGAGAUACUUUGAGUGAGUUCUUGGCAGAGGUAAUAGAUAGAACCACUGAAGAGAAGUUUGAAGGUUCUGGUCUGAAAUUUUCUUGUUAAUCUUUAAAGAAUUGUUGUUAUGUUGUUAUGUUUUCUGUUUUUGCUUUACUGGUGUUUCUUCAACCUUGUGACUUUGUUCUGUUUUUUUUUUUAAGAGUGUUGAGUUGUUGAUGUUCUUCUUGUAUGAAUAAAAUGGAUUAUGUUUGUGUUU
Eruca vesicaria subsp. sativa (arugula) is the source of this 1168-nucleotide messenger RNA. NCBI's taxonomy places the organism in Eukaryota, Viridiplantae, Streptophyta, Magnoliopsida, Brassicales, Brassicaceae. The record is from the annotation of a GenBank genome assembly.